Messenger RNA from Akanthomyces muscarius, 1059 nucleotides. RefSeq lists its product as uncharacterized. Bases 1 to 1059 code for a protein of 352 amino acids. Gene Ontology annotation, cellular component: cytosolic large ribosomal subunit; ribosome. Gene Ontology annotation, biological process: translation. The record is from RefSeq and is a predicted model, not a curated record. Gene Ontology annotation, molecular function: structural constituent of ribosome; RNA binding. NCBI's taxonomy places the organism in Eukaryota, Fungi, Ascomycota, Sordariomycetes, Hypocreales, Cordycipitaceae. The transcript has 2 exons.
AUGUCUUCGCGACCUACCGUCUCCAUCAUCGGCAAGGAUGGUGCUCCCACCGGAGCUACCCACGCCAUUCCCGCCGUCUUCUCGAGCCCUAUCCGUCCCGACAUUGUCCAGAAGGUGCACACCGGCAUGGCCAAGAACAAGCGCCAGCCCUACUCCGUGAGCGAGAAGGCCGGUCACCAGACCUCUGCUGAGUCUUGGGGAACUGGUCGCGCUGUUGCCCGUAUCCCCCGUGUCUCUGGCUCUGGUACUCACCGUGCCGGCCAGGCCGCCUUCGGUAACAUGUGUCGCUCCGGCCGCAUGUUCGCUCCCACCAAGAUCUGGCGCAAGUGGCACGUCAAGAUCAACCAGGGCCAGAAGCGCUACGCCACCUGCUCCGCCCUCGCCGCCUCGGCCGUCGCCCCCCUGCUGAUGGCCCGCGGCCACCAGAUCAUGACCGUCGCCGAGGUGCCCCUCGUCGUCGACUCCGAGGUCAUCGGCUCCGACGCCGCCAUCAAGACCUCGACCGCCACCGCCCUGCUCCGCGCCGUCGGCGCCGGCGCCGACCUCGACAAGGUCAAGGGCUCCAAGAAGCUGCGCGCCGGCAAGGGCAAGCUCCGUGGCCGCCGCCACCGCCAGCGCCGCGGCCCCCUCGUCGUCUUCAACCCCGACACCGACGGCAAGGACCUCAUCAAGGGCUUCCGCAACAUCCCCGGCGUCGAGACGUGCCCCGUCAACGCCCUCAACCUGCUCCAGCUCGCCCCCGGCGGCCACCUCGGCCGCUUCGUCGUCUGGACCUCGUCCGCCUUCCAGGCCCUCGACGACAUCUACGGCUCCACCACCGAGGCCUCCAGCCACAAGCGCGACUUCCUCCUGCCCUCCAACGUCGUCUCCCAGUCCGACCUGUCCCGCCUGAUCAACUCUUCCGAGAUCCAGAGCUCCCUCAACGCCCCCAAGGGCGACGCCACCACCAAGCGCGCCGGCGUCCAGAAGAAGAACCCGCUCCGCAACAAGCAGGUCAUGCUCCGCCUCAACCCCUACGCCAAGGUCUUCUCCCAGGAGUCCCAGAAGAAGCAGAACUAA